Saccostrea cuccullata (small rock oyster) is the source of this 1037-nucleotide messenger RNA. Its product is annotated as GTPase IMAP family member 9-like. NCBI's taxonomy places the organism in Eukaryota, Metazoa, Mollusca, Bivalvia, Ostreida, Ostreidae. The transcript has 3 exons. Bases 4 to 1008 code for a protein of 334 amino acids. The record is from RefSeq and is a predicted model, not a curated record. Gene Ontology annotation, molecular function: GTP binding.
AAUAUGAAUCUGGUUAUAAUUAUCACUCUCCUAGUUUCUGUGACUAUCCAAGUGUUGUCAACCACUUGUGAGUCAAGAAACGGAAAUUAUAAAGAACAUUGCAGGAGGAGUACUUCAGAAUCUGAUCGCGAAGUACGUAUGUUACUUAUUGGGAAGACUGGAGUUGGUAAAAGUACCACCGGCAACACCAUAUUAGGAUUUCCUGCAUUCGAAACCAAAAUAUCUGCAACCUCUGUGACAGCCAAUACACAAUUCGACGAAACAGAGAGAUUCGGCAAACAAUUGGUCGUCAUAGAUACUCCAGGUCUUUUUGAUACAAAUCGAACAACAACCGAAGUUCUUAUAGAAAUGUCCAAAUGGUAUUCUCUAGCAUCUCCCGGAAUUCAUGCUAUACUCUUAGUAGUUGAAAUCGGAAGAGUUACUGGUGAAGAACAAAAGACAGUUGAUUUCUUCCUGAAAGCUUUCGGUGACGAGUUGAAAAAAUUCCUGAUUGUAGUAUUUACCCACAAAAACAAACUAGACGAAGAACAUAUGACUAUUGACGACUUUGUUAGAACGAUGGAUAAAACUUCAAACUUGAAAAUUAUUAUUGAUGAGAUAGACGAGAGGUAUAUCGCCAUCGGCCUUAAAGGUCGAAGAGAAGACCGAGAUAAAGAAGUAAGCCAAAUACUGUCCAUGAUUGAAACGAUGGGAAAGAAAAAUGGGCGGUCAUACUAUAGCAACAAUAUAUUUCAACGAGUGGAAAAUAUAAUAAAAAACCAUGUAAAGGAAGAAAUUGAAAAGUUAAAGAGCCAAGAGAAAACGUACACACAAGAGGAACUUCUGCUCUUACUGAAGGCAGGAAGGUCCGACUCUCGUAUUAAUAUUAUCAAUGCCAACCAACAUGAGGAAGGAUUGCUUUCAAAGGUUGUUUCUACAGUAUGGUCUGGGUUAAUAGCCGCAGGCGCACUAGCAACAAACACAGUCGGUUAUGUUUUUUCUAAAGUCGGUGGUUUGUUUGGAUUCUGACUUUUCGUACAAUUGUCUGUAAUUUGUUU